UUUCCUCUCUCUCUCUCUCUCUCUCUCUUGUGUGCGCGAAAUUGAAAUAUUUGGGAAGGAAAAUGGCGAAGGAUCGAAGGAAUGGAUCUGUACCAGAAAGAGAUGGCAGAGAAGACGAAGACGAAGAAUACGUGAGAAGAGAAGAAGAUGCACCGUCGAAGAGGGAUCAUGAGAAGAAAUCGAAAAGGAAGAAAGAGGAAGAGACUGACGACGACAACGGAGAUGGAGAGUCUAGAGGUAAUGAAGAGGAUAAAAGGCUGAGCAGUAGAAGCAAGGAUAAGAAGAAGGAGAAAAGGAGGAGGAACUCUGAUGGAAGGUCUCGGAGGCGCCACAGCGACGACGAUUCGUCCGCUUCGUCUGAUUCUUCUUAUUCGUCCGAUUCGGAGGACUCGUUUAGUGAUGAUUCUGAGUCAGAGAGUUCUGAUUAUUCGUCAGAGGGGAGUGAAAGCGAAGACGAGCGGAGGCGGAGAAAGCACCGGGAAAAGAGGAAGAGAAAGGGAAGGGAGUAUGAGAAGGAGAGGCGUCGGAGACGUAGAGAAAGGGAGAAGGAAAGGGGCAGAAAGAGGAGAAAGAGGGAUAAAGACGAGAAGAAGAAGAAGAAGUCGAAGGAUAAGCAUAAAAAGAAAAGGUCGGAUAGGACGAAAGAAGAUGGGAAGAAGGGAGCUGUUACGAAUUCAUGGGGGAAAUACGGGAUUAUCAAGGAGACCGACAUGUGGAAUAAACGACCAGAAUUCACUGCAUGGUUAGCAGAAGUUAAGCAGGUGAACCUAGAAACUCUAUCCAACUGGGAAGAGAAGCAAAUGUUCAAAGAAUUCAUGGAGGAUCAUAAUACAGCUACCUUUCCUUCAAAAAAAUAUUAUGGUUUAGAUGCUUACCAUAGGCGUCAGAUGGAAAAAGAGAUGAAAAAAGGUUCAAAGAAGUUCCUGCAAAUAGAGCGUACUGUAUUUAAUGAUGAAGAGCAGCGUCGGCAAGAAUUGAUGCGAGAGCGUGAAAAACAGAAGGAAGAACAGGUGGAAUCCUUAAAGUGCAUGAUGCAGAGUGGAAUGGCACAGGCAAUGAAAGAGCAAGCCCAGCUUAGAGAAGAAAUGGCAUAUCAGUACAAGCUCGGAAAUUUUGAGGCUGCAGCUGCCAUUCAAAGAAGAUUGGACCCAGAUGUUGCCAUGUAAGGCUCUAUGGUGCCCCUGCAUGGUAUCAGAAUCAUUGUUGCACUAUAAUUUGCUUUUAUACAGUUAUUGGCAGAUACUGUCAAUGUACUGCACUUUGGGCUUCACUUGUGUAAAUGCGUUAGCCGUUAGGCUGCAGAAGGAUAGAGGCGUAGAGCUCCUGUUUUUAACUUUUGGCUGCUCACUACUACAUUGUCUUAUUUUGGUGAAUGACUAAAUUGAAUCUCCUUGGAAAACAUUUUUACAUUCUC
This is a messenger RNA of Nelumbo nucifera (sacred lotus), 1414 nucleotides long. Its product is annotated as nucleic acid-binding protein. NCBI's taxonomy places the organism in Eukaryota, Viridiplantae, Streptophyta, Magnoliopsida, Proteales, Nelumbonaceae. The record is from RefSeq and is a predicted model, not a curated record.